CCACCAGGACCUCCUGUAGAUAUAUAGGGAGACACAUCGUCGCUUCUCAACCGGCUCGCCCUGGAGCUUCUGGUCUGUUUCGCCUCUUCGAACAAUCCUCGCAGCUUUUUUCCAUUUGGCACUCACAACCACCUCUUCAUUUCCAAGCCACCAUAUAAUCAAGCUCGCCUCUACUGGUCCGUGACAAGACAGUGACUAAACCAUUGAGUCUUGGGCACGCCAUCCAGCUGCACAGGAAUCCUCAAGUCGGUGGUCCAGAUAGAGUCCUGCAUGGCAGAAAGUGCCACCAUGUCGUCGUCUUCUCCCAACCAGCUCUUCCUGGGCUCCUUCAUCCACAGUGUCGCUCUUGGCCAGCUCCAAUACCUGCACAACACGGCCAUAUGUGUCAACAGCUCAGGCAAGAUCGUGGCCGUCAAGCAGGACUGCGACCGUGACACUGCAGAGCAGACCCUCCUCCCACAGCUUGGCUGGGCUUUGGAUAGCGUCACCAUCACGACGGCCCAGGAUGGCCAGUUCUUCUUCCCUGGCUUCAUAGACACGCACGUCCACGCACCACAGUACCCCAAUGUCGGCAUAUUUGGCAAGUCAACACUGCUCGACUGGCUCAAUACCUACACCUUCCCGAUGGAGUCGUCCAUGGCGUGCCUCUCCAAGGCCAGGAGGGUCUACUCCCAAUGCAUCCGCAAAUCGCUUUCCCACGGCACGACAACCGCCUCGUACUUUGCCACAAUCCAUGUCCCGGCCACAAACUUACUGGCGGAUCUUUGCCUGUCCAUGGGGCAGCGGGCGUUUGUAGGGCGCGUCUGCAUGGACCAGCUAGCACCUGACCACUAUCUCGACGAGUCGCCCGAGCAGUCCGUGUCUCGCACCCGGGAAGUCAUAAAUCAUAUCCAGUCUGUAGACCCAGAGUAUGCCCUCAUCACGCCGAUCAUCACGCCACGCUUUGCUCCAUCCUGCUCAGGCCAAACCAUGACUGCUCUCGGCGAGCUGCAAAAGGAGACUGCCUUGCCUGUACAAACGCACAUCUCCGAGAACAACAACGAGAUCAAUCUGGUCAAGCAGCAGUUCCCAGGCAUUGAGACCUACACGGACGUCUACGACCAGCACGGGUUGCUAACGGACAAGACGAUUCUCGCACACGCCAUCCACUUGUCAGAGUCAGAAGCCGACCUUAUCUCGCAGCGGCAGUCCAAGGUGGCACACUGCCCGUGCUCAAACAGCUCCAUCACCAGUGGCGAGGCGCGAGUCCGCUGGCUUCUGGAGAAGGGCAUCAGCGUCGGCCUGGGAACGGACAUGAGCGGAGGAUACAGCCCCAGUAUACUAGAAGCGGCGAGGCUGGCCAGCUUGGUGUCGAAUCACCUGGCGAUGCCAGGGGUCAAGUGGCCGGAGAACGCCACGGACGAGGAGCGCAACAAAGUCAAGCUCAGUGUCGAGGAGGUCCUCCAUCUGGCGACCAGAGGUGGCGCAGAAGUUGUCGGGCUGCAGGACAGGAUAGGUGGCUUUGACGUCGGCAAGGAGUGGGAUGCGCAGCUUAUCAAGCUCAAUGCCGUGCCGGAGGCGGAGGAUGGUGUUGGCAGCGAGUAUGGCGGCAAUGUCGACGUGUUUGGCUGGGAGACCUGGGAGGAGCGCAUCGCCAAGUGGUUGUACAACGGCGACGACAGAAAUACCAGCAGGGUCUGGGUCAAGGGCAGACUUGUGCAUGAGAAGAAGUAGCGACAUUGUGGCAACAAGCCUCUAGGUCAUGAAAGUUUUUCCUGAUUUUGUCCGACUCAAAAAUGGAAAUUUGUACACAGCCAGCGUCAGGGUAUUUAGGUAGUUGAAAUAAAUCAGGCACAGAGAAAUAAUUGGCAGGAGCCAGCGA
Molecule: messenger RNA, 1861 nt
Organism: Microdochium trichocladiopsis
Lineage: Eukaryota; Fungi; Ascomycota; Sordariomycetes; Xylariales; Microdochiaceae
Exons: 2
Coding region: 271-1713 (480 amino acids)
Biological process (GO): guanine catabolic process
Cellular component (GO): cytosol
Molecular function (GO): guanine deaminase activity; zinc ion binding
Source: RefSeq, a predicted model, not a curated record